CACUGGUUCUGACGUGCAGUUGUGAAACGAGCAGCGGUCUAACUUAAGAAUUUAAUUAUCUAAAAAAAGUUGUUUUAACUUGACAAAUAUCUAAAUAAUUACGCAAAAUUGUUCUUAUAUUAACGAACAUAUUUAUCAUAGACGGACAAGUUUAAUCAAGUUUGUAUUUAAAGAAAAAAGUCUCUACAAACCCGAAACAAAAUGACUGAUUGUAUAAGAAGAGCCCUUGGAUUAGAACAAGUAGAUUUAUCAGGAAAACUUAUAAUGAUUGAUGAACAUCAUGGGAGUGACGCCAAUUUUCUUGUCAAUGCUGUUCUAUCAAAAUCAUUAGAAAAAGGCCGUGGUAUUUGUUUGGUAUUGUUUCACAACACUUUUGGUCACUAUCAUAAUAUAGGAAUGAAAUUAGGAUAUAAUUUAAAUAUUUUGCGAGAACGUGGAGGAAUAACUGUCGUUGAACCGAUGAAGUCAAUUCUCUACAGUGUUGAAGAAUUGGGACAUGAUUCAGUAGAUCCAGGAACAACUGAAUUAGAGGAAAAAAUUAGAGACUCCUUUGAUAAUACCAAGAUGCCGUGUCCAACGAAGCUCAAUGAAAAUCUUGUCCAACAUCUGUUCGCAUCGCUUAGGGAUCAAUAUUAUGAAGUAAAAAAAGUCAAUGAAAAUGUGACGAUAAUCAUCGACGACAUCACUCAUUUAAUUGACUUGAAUUUAAGCCUCAAAGAAGUCUGGUUUUAUACAAGAUAUUUGAGAUCACUGAUGGAGAUAGAGCCAAAACUUUCAAUGUGUAUUUUGGGUCACUCUUAUCAGACUGACGCGAAUAAUUGUUACUCAAACAUGGUCGUAACUGUUUUAAGACGUAUGGCUCAUCUUUAUGUUUGUACAGAACCUCUGAGUACUGGCCAUUCUCGUGAAAUUUCUGGUUUACUGAGUAUAGUGUGGAGAGUUGCUUCGAUUAGAAAACAGUAUCAUUGGGCUGAUAGGACUGUUUAUUUAUAUAAAUUAUUAGACCGACAAAUUAAAUUAUUUACUCCUGGUGGGACACCUCUGCAAUCAUAAAUAAUUUUUUUAUAGAAAACAGCUAUAAUGUAAAUAAUUAUUUUUGAUAAAAGACAUUCAGGAAGAUUUAAUGUUAGAGCCAGUAAAAACAUGCAUUCUGAAGGACAUUGAUAAAUAAUUUAAGAAAAUAAACUAUAAAAUAUUAGACUUUUCUGGAAUAUUUUCUGACGAUUUUUAAGCUUCUAAUCAUUAAUUGAUAAUUUUAAUUACUGAUAAUAUAUUUCGAAAUAACGAAUUAUAAUAUUCGUAUUUGAAAUGACCUAAUAAUUGUAGUUUAUAUUAUUAAAAAAAUUUUAAAUAAUUUCUUCCUGUAUAAAAAUUAUCACAUUUUUAUUUAUUAUAAAUGUGGAUAAUAUAUUAGAAAAAAAAUAUUGGAACAAUCUAGAUCAAUUCAAUCAUAAGUUAUGAAUACAUUUGUACUUUUUUAUUUAUAACUAAUCGAUUAAUUGUAUUUAAUGAGACAAUUUUUACUUACCAACUGUAAACUAAAUAAUGCGAGCUGACUUCAUGUGAAUUGAUGAUAGUUAAUGUAAAUUAUUUUUGUAAGGGAAAGGAUGUGUGUUUCAAGUUAAUGUGUAAGCUUUAUAAUUAAGCUUGUAUAUAAAUGGGUAACAUAACGAGCCAUAUAAAUGAAAGUAAAAAAUCGAUAGUGAAUGAACGAGUAAUAUUAAAAAAAAUAUGGAAUGGAAUUGAAAAUAAUCUUCAAUAUCAUGCAAACAUUUUUUUUUUAAAGUAAAUACAAAUAUCAUUUUAUUUAUUUUAGUAAAAUUAUUUUUCUUCGUAAUUAUAAUUAAAUUAAUUAUUAAUCAUUAUUUAAUAUUUAUAACAACUAGCUUUUGUACGACAUAUCCACAGUACACAAAAUAUUUUACUUUUGAUCCGGAUAUGCCGUUGACUAUUGAUGUCCAAACAAACGCUAAAUUCAUGAUCAUCAUGGACGCAAUGAGUUAUUUACUCAUAUAUUUUUACAAUAAACCUAAACAAUUGAAAUUUUUAAUUGGUUAUAUUGCAAUGGUGCAUAAGGAUAUGGAUCUUAUGAAGGAGGAUAUGACUGUAAAUAUCAAUUUAUAGAUUUUGUUCAUUAGAAAAUUUUUUUCUAAACAAUUUAUUAAAGCACAAUUCAAAAAUA
Molecule: messenger RNA, 2182 nt
Organism: Chelonus insularis
Lineage: Eukaryota; Metazoa; Arthropoda; Insecta; Hymenoptera; Braconidae
Gene: Elp6
Product: Elongator complex protein 6
Exons: 2
Coding region: 202-1053 (283 amino acids)
Biological process (GO): tRNA wobble uridine modification
Cellular component (GO): elongator holoenzyme complex
Source: RefSeq, a predicted model, not a curated record